GGGGAUCCCAUGAUCAGUUGCCCUGUUUCCCUGCUGGGGUAUCGUGGGUCAUCAGAGCCGUAUAACUGGUAUGGCUUCCCCCGCUGUGGCUCUUGUUGGCUUUACAGUAAGAUUGUCCGUUUGAAGAGGUGCUGCUGAAUUCGUGGUGCGGUCUUUUUGAAUGAAUCGACCAUGGCUGCUCGAUCGCUGUGUCUGGUGCUUGUCUCUAUCUUGCUGCCCUCGGCUCUAUCAUCGGCCUCGGAGCCAGGUCUGAGUGCAAGAGCCUCGGAUGAUGCCUACUCUCCUCCAUACUACCCGGCGCCCAAGGGCGGCUGGCUGGAUAACUGGGCGGACGCCUAUGAAAAGGCACACGAACUCGUGAGCAAGAUGACCUUAGCCGAGAAGGUGAACCUGACAACCGGCACGGGUAUCUUCAUGGGACCUUGUGCGGGCCAGACAGGAAGCGUUUUGCGAUUAGGGAUUCCCAAUAUCUGUCUCCAUGAUUCCCCACUUGGAGUACGCAACUCAGACCACAAUACAGCCUUUCCACCUGGGAUCACCGUAGGGGCUACCUUCGACAAGGAUCUCAUGUAUGAGCGAGGCGUGGGACUCGGUGAAGAAGCACGGGGCAAAGGCAUCAAUGUUCUCUUAGGCCCGUCAGUUAACGCCAUUGGAAGGAAACCACGAGGGGGUCGCAACUGGGAGGGUUUCGGCGCGGAUCCCAGUCUUCAGGCUGUCGGGGGUGCUCUGACGAUCAAGGGCAUGCAGAGUACCGGAGCGAUUGCUUCGCUCAAGCAUUUCAUCGGCAACGAGCAGGAGAUGCAUCGUAUGAGCUCUAUAGUGACUCAAGGGUAUUCUUCGAAUAUAGAUGACCGUACCCUUCAUGAGCUCUAUCUGUGGCCCUUUGCUGAAGGCGUGAGAGCCGGAGCUGGCUCAGUCAUGAUCGCAUACAACGAUGUGAAUCGCUCGGCAUGUAGUCAAAAUAGCAAGCUCAUCAACGGGAUCCUCAAGGACGAAUUAGGGUUUCAGGGAUUUGUCGUGACCGACUGGCUGGCACACAUUGGCGGCGUUUCGUCGGCAUUGGCUGGUCUGGACAUGGAUAUGCCUGGCGAUGGUGCUAUCCCGCUACUUGGAAACACCUAUUGGGGUUGGGAGCUCUCUCGUUCUAUUCUCAAUGGAUCAGUCCCGGUCGAUCGUUUGAACGAUAUGGUGACGCGAAUUGUGGCAACAUGGUACAAGAUGGGUCAGGAUCAAGACUACCCUCUCCCUAAUUUCUCCGGCAACACGCUGGAUGAAAAAGGACCUUUAUAUCCGGGAGCUUUGUUUUCGCCCUCUGGUGUCGUCAACCAAUAUGUUAAUGUCCAGGGCAACCACAACAUCACGGCCAGAGCCGUGGCGAGAGACGCGAUCACGCUGCUAAAGAACGAGGACAACCUCCUGCCUUUAGGUCGAAACUCCUCGUUGAAGAUCUUUGGCACCGAUGCUGGCGCAAAUCCAGAUGGUCUCAACAAGUGUGCUGAUCAAGGUUGCAACAAGGGAGUCCUGACCAUGGGCUGGGGAAGUGGAACUUCUAGACUGCCAUACCUUGUCACCCCCCAGCAAGCGAUUGCCAACCUAUCGUCCAAUGCUGAAUUCUACAUCACAGACAAGUUCCCCUCCAACAUUUCCCCAAAGUCGCAGGACGUUGCCAUCGUUUUCAUCAAUUCCGACUCCGGGGAGAACUAUAUUACUGUCGACGGCAACCCCGGAGACCGCACUUCGGCGGGAUUGUAUGCGUGGCACAAUGGCGAUGACCUUGUAAAGGCUGCCGCGGAGAAAUUCUCGAAAGUCGUUGUGGUUGUUCACACGGUUGGCCCUAUAAUAAUGGAAAAAUGGAUUGACCUGGACUCCGUCAAAGCAGUCCUUGUUGCACAUCUGCCUGGCCAGGAGGCCGGCUGGUCCCUGACGGACAUUCUCUUUGGCGACUACAGUCCCAGCGGACACAUGCCUUAUACGAUCCCCCGCAGCGAGUCAGACUAUCCAGCCAGCGUGGGCCUGCUCCAACAACCAUUCGGCCAGAUUCAAGACGACUAUACCGAGCGCUUGUACAUCGAUUAUCGGCAUUUCCUAAAAAGCAACGUCACUCCUCGGUACCCAUUUGGGCAUGGACUUUCCUAUACUACCUUCAAGUUCUCAGAACCCAGUCUUUCCGUGGAUACCCCCAUUGAUAGUGCAUAUCCCCCAACUCGGUCUGCCAAAGGCACCACACCCACGUACCCAACGACCAUCCCCAAUGCAUCCGAAGCGGCUUGGCCCAAGAACUUCGAUCGUAUUUGGCGCUACCUCUACCCAUACCUUGAUAACCCUCAAGGUGCAGCCGCCAACUCGACAAAGAAGUACCCCUAUCCCGACGGAUACACGACGGAGCCGAAACCCGCGCCACGUGCCGGCGGCGCAGAGGGCGGAAAUCCCGCUCUGUGGGACGUCGCCUUCUCGGUCAAGGUGAAGGUUACCAACACGGGCUCGCGGAAAGGACGUGCCGUUGCACAACUAUACGUGGAGAUGCCUUCCAGCCUGGGGGUUGAUACUCCAUCGCGGCAGUUGCGUCAGUUCGAGAAAACGAAGACUCUGGCUCCUGGUGAGAGCGAGGACUUGACGCUUGAGAUCACCCGCAAGGAUAUCAGUAUUUGGGAUGUCGAGGUGCAGGAUUGGAAGGCGCCAGUGAACGGUGAAGGAGUCAAGUUCUGGAUCGGACAGAGUGUCGCUGAUGCACAUGUGCGCUGUGAUGUGGGUGGAGAGUGUUCGAGUUUGUAAUUAUCAAUUAUCGUGUGUUUGAUCUGUUGAUUACCAUAUCAUGCGUUAUUUUCCAUAGCCCAGUGGACAGCAUUGCGAAAGAUAAAU
This is a messenger RNA of Aspergillus steynii IBT 23096, 2859 nucleotides long. RefSeq names its product beta-glucosidase. The transcript has 3 exons. Gene Ontology annotation, biological process: glucan catabolic process. Gene Ontology annotation, molecular function: beta-glucosidase activity. The record is from RefSeq and is a predicted model, not a curated record. NCBI's taxonomy places the organism in Eukaryota, Fungi, Ascomycota, Eurotiomycetes, Eurotiales, Aspergillaceae. Bases 172 to 2772 code for a protein of 866 amino acids.